AUGUUCGCCAUUGUCGGUGCAACGGGAAAGGUUGGCUAUGCCACAUCGCUAGCAUUGCGCGACGCCGGUAUGCCAGUCAGGGCGAUUUUACGUGAUGAGUCGAAGGCGGCACGGCUUACGGAAAUCGGUUGCGAGAUUGCUAUAGCCGAUCUCUUGGAUUCCAAAGCUCUUGCCAAGGCGAUUGGUGAUGCUCAUACAGUACAAAUUAUCCUUCCACCAUCCCCACAGGCCAAGGACACCGCAGAAGAAAUGCGGAGGGGAAUCGAAAGCCUUGCCAGCGCACUUGAAGAAGCGCGGCCGAAGCGCGUACUUGCAAUUUCUGACUACGGCGCUCACAUCACUAAUGAUAUUGGGAUGCCUACGCUCUGCCGAACAUUCGAAGAGCGGUUAAGCAAGCUCGAUUGUCACAAGGUAUUACUACGAUCGGCAGAGCAUAUGCAGGGAUGGGGACGUGCUAUCCCGAGAGCCAUGGAGUCGGGCACUCUACCGAGCUUUCAUGACCCUCUUGACAUGGUGUUUCCAACAGUUUCGGCUCCAGAUGUCGGAGCGAUCGCCGCCGACGUCUUGAUGCGGCCCGCCAGCGAUACAGUAGUGGAAAUUAUCCAUGCUGAGGGACCCCGCCGAUAUAGCGCCAAUGAUGUAGCGGCGGUCUUGAGUCAGCUACUAGGCCGGACAAUCAAUGCUGAAGUCGUGCCACGUUCGCAGUGGAAGGGAGCUUUUGAAAGAGUCAUGAGCCCUAGCCUUGCCGAACUUCUCAUCAAAGCCAACGACGCUCAGAACGAGGGGGGCUUGGUCGAUGUUGAGCCGGAUGCUAAGGAAGUUCGUUAUGGAACCACACAAUUGAUUGACGCGCUGCGACUAUUAGUCCCGCCCCAGUGA
Trichoderma aggressivum f. europaeum is the source of this 879-nucleotide messenger RNA. RefSeq lists its product as uncharacterized. The transcript has a single exon. NCBI's taxonomy places the organism in Eukaryota, Fungi, Ascomycota, Sordariomycetes, Hypocreales, Hypocreaceae. The record is from RefSeq and is a predicted model, not a curated record. The coding region runs from base 1 to 879 and encodes 292 amino acids.